This is a messenger RNA of Fusarium tjaetaba, 2700 nucleotides long. RefSeq lists its product as uncharacterized. The transcript is spliced from 2 exons. Lineage: Eukaryota; Fungi; Ascomycota; Sordariomycetes; Hypocreales; Nectriaceae. The record is from RefSeq and is a predicted model, not a curated record. Bases 1 to 2700 code for a protein of 899 amino acids. Gene Ontology annotation, molecular function: lipid binding.
AUGCCCGGUGCCCCAGACGUCAACAAACCUACAGACAUCAAGACAAAGGAGGCCGAUGUCAACCGAAAGCUCCAAGUCUAUGGUAUCAUUUCUGCCUUCCAGAAUGGCAAGGUCCCUUCGAACGACCAAAUCGAUGUCGCUCUAAACAGUUUUCUCGCUUCUCGCGCCCUCUCUGGUCGCCACGAGAAGCUCUCCGCUGAGGGUCAACAGCUCGUCAAGGACGCUGCCAACGCCAUUCAGCAAGCCAAGCACCUCCUUCUCUCCAAGAACGAGGGCAACCUGAUUCAGGAUUUCAUCUGGCAGACCACUCAGUUCGACCCCAAGAGUGUCAACACACCCAAUGCCCCCAUCAGCAAGGAUGCUGCUAAGCAGGAUGGUGACCAAGCUCUUGAGGGUUUGAGAACCCUUGGCCAGCUUCUUAUCACCAACGGACAAUUCCGAAAGCUUCUUUCUGAUGCCACAGUCCUCUUCCGUGAUAUGGCUGGCGAUGCUGCUACCAACGCCGCUGCCCGUGUCCGCCCCUCUCAGGAGCAGCUCCGACAGAUCGACGAGCCUGCCCAGGACAAUGUCUGGCACGAGGUUCCCGAUUUUUCCAAGGACAACCUGAAGCAGCAGGCCAAGGGCUUUUACAGUGGAAACCCCAAGGAAGAUGCCAAGGACGUUGCUUCCGCUGGUAUCAACGCUGCCGCUCCCGGACAGCUCCAGCAGAACCAGCAGUCCAAUGCUCAACAGGGUACUUACCCUCAGGUUACCACCGGUACCGAGACUGGCAAUGUGCCUUCCAACUCCGUGCCUGCCUCAACCGACGCCGCUCGUGACGCCGCUCGCCAGACCGACCCCCAGGCUGGUAAGAGUGCCGCUAAGCAGGCUGCUGAGGCCAAGCUCGACAACAAGGUCGAUCCUGAGACCAAGGAGAACAUCCUGCAGCGCAAUGAGGAGUACCGCCGCAAGGCCCGCAACUACUUCGAUAAGAAGAUGCCCCAGGAGCGUAAGGACCAGACCAUCUGGCGUCUCAAGAAGAUGAUUCUCGAGUGCCAGCAGCAUGAGGACUACUCUCAGGCCAUUCAGACUCUUCUUCGCCUGGCUGAGAAUUACAGCCGCCACGGCCGCACUCUUGGCCAGGGCUCUACCGACACUGCUAAGGACGCACGCGGUGGCCUUGCUGCCGCUGAGCGUGACCUCCGCACUAUCAUUGAGCGAUUCGCCAACGGCACCUCCACUGAGGAUCUUUGGGAGGCCAUCGGCCAGAUCUACCGCGACGCUGAUAACGACCGUGAGCUCAAGGACUGGUUCAAGGCUAUGGAUUCUUACAUCCGCCGAUGCCUCCUUCAGCAAGGUUACAUCCUCGAGGAUGAGUCCACUCGUGAGUGGGAUCAGCUCUACGACCAGGGACGAUACCUCCUCCGCAACAAAUAUCGCGGUCACACCGACCGUGUUGUCGAUGAGAUCAAGUUCCUUGCCGACCAGUUCGAUCAGGACCCUCAGAACCAUGCUUUUGCCGAGUCUCUCCAGAAGCUGUUCAAGGACCUUGGCAACGACCAGGAUGGUAAGCCUGUCUUCAAGCCUCACCUGCUCAAGGACUUGAGGGAUGUUAUUCUCCCGGCCGCUCUUGAGAACAUUGCCUACAUCCCCAUUCCCCGAAUUGAGUACACCGACUCCCAGGUUGAUGCUAUCAUCGAGAACCUAGUCCUCGAGAGUGACAACUUUGCCCCCAACAUCUUUGAGGUCUCCAGCGAGCACUACUUCCGAUGGGGCCGCAAGAAGAUCGCCAACAAGAAUCACCAGACCGUUGAGGUCAAGGUUGCUGGCAUCCAGAUGGAUCUUCGUGAUGUGAGCUUCCACAUCAAGCGCAAGCAGGGCUUCCCUUCCAUCACCGACACUGGUGUUGCUGACAUCAUCCUCCCUGGUGAUGGCUUUUCAUUCAAGAUGAAGGUGUCUACCGCCGACAAGAAGGAUCGCCAGAACUACUUCAAGGUUGAGAAGGUCGAUGUUGACUUCAACAAGCUGCAGAUCAAGGUCAAGAAGUCCAACCAUAAGCUGCUCUUCUCCUUGUUCAAGCCUUUCAUGCUCAAGGUUAUCCGCCCUCCUCUGCAGAAGGCUGUCGAGAAGGCUAUCAAGGACCAGUGCAACAAGUUCGACCAGCUCCUGUUCCAGGUGAAGCAGGAGGCUGACCGUGCUGCUGCUGAGGCCAAGAGCAACCCCGAGAACGCUCCCAACAUCUACAACCGCUACUACACCGCUGCCCAGCAGCAGUUCACUAAGGGCAAGAAGAAGGCUGAGGCGGCUGCUUCUGACAAGAAGGCCAACAUUGCCAUGACCAAGGAGGACAGCAUCUUCCCCAACAUCGACCUCCCUGGUGGCAUCAGCACCAAGGCUACCGAGUACAAGGAGCUUGCGCGCAAGGGUGACAAGUGGGAGAGUCCUGUCUUCUCUAUCGGCUCCGCCAAGAAGAGCACUGACAUUCCUUCCGCUCCCAAGAUCCAGCGCAAGGCUCAUCCCGUGUCAGACCUUGGACCUAAGAACACUUCCAACGCUGACUACGACUUCUACCCUGCUGGAGGUAACACCCACACUGGUAAUGGUGCGUUGAACGGCGGUAACGGUCUCCAGAUCGGUAACGGUGCUGUUAAUGGCAAGCACCCUGCUGGUUUCACCAACGGCCAGACCGGCCUGCCUACUGGCCAGAUCAACCCCGUUUAA